Molecule: messenger RNA, 1862 nt
Organism: Frieseomelitta varia
Lineage: Eukaryota; Metazoa; Arthropoda; Insecta; Hymenoptera; Apidae
Product: FAST kinase domain-containing protein 4
Exons: 10
Coding region: 229-1809 (526 amino acids)
Biological process (GO): regulation of mitochondrial mRNA stability
Source: RefSeq, a predicted model, not a curated record
GAACAUACAAACGAGAUUUGGCACUAUAGUGAAAUUCUUUUAUCAAUGGUUGAAACUAUGGUGGACUAGAACUUAACCUUAUAAUGGGAAAUUUGAGAACUUGUACAAUUUAAAAAGUAUAGUAAAAUAAUUUUAAUAUUCUUUUAAGUUAUUUUAUUGUAAAUAAAAUAAGUAUUAUAUUACAUUUUGCUAAUAAAAAAUUUUUAAUAAAAUUAAUAGAAUCACAAAAUGCAAUUUAAUACAACAGUGUAUACAAUAGUAACCAGAUUUACUCCUCGAUUUUUAUGGCGAUUAAAUGCAUCAUUAACUAUAAAUGCAACUGCAGUAGCCACUGAAUCUAAAAUUGCUGUAAAGGUUGAAGAUCAGAUAAAAAACAUAGCAGCAAAUACUAUAAUAAAUGAUAAACAGCAUACAAUAUUCAAUGAAUUAAAAACAAAGUUGUGUAAUGAUUUGAAGUUACAACCAGUGAUUAAUACCAAAAUUAAAGAAACACAAAAUUUACAUGAAAUAUUAGAAAUUAUGAAAACAUCUUACAUGUCCGAAAAUGAUAUUGUGAAAGCCCUUAAAACCAUUACAACUUGGGUAAAUGCAAAUAAUAAAAGUAAUUUAAGUAUCAAAAGCAAUGAAAUUUCUGCACAAAGUCAAAUAACGUUAACAGAAGUUGACAAAAUAAAAUCUGAAGAUCCUAAAGAUGAUGAUACUAAUAAAUAUCGUGAUCUCUCAACGUCUGCAAUGAUUGUGGAAGUAUAUAAAUUAGCACAAGUGGGCAAGAGAAAUGUAAAACUUUUAAAUUAUUUCUUUCAAAAUAUUAUUGAAUAUCAUGAGAAAUUAUCUGUAGGAGCAAGUUCAAAUUUGUUAUACAGUAUGAGCACUUUAUGUUACUCUGAUGAGAGAUUACUUAAAAAAAUUUGUAUAGAUCUUUUUAAAAAUGGAAAUGAUGUAAAGGCAGCAAGAGUAGUAUCUAUAGUAAAAUCUUUGGCAUUUGUCAGAUAUAAAAACAAUAUAUUUUUAAAUCAAAUAUGUGAUGAAAUUAUUAAUUUCAAAAAUAAAUAUAGUAUUGAACAAAUUGCAAGUAUUUUACAGUCAUUUGCAUCAUUAGGUUAUAGUUCUGAAUCUGUAAAUAAAAUUAUACAGAAAUAUAUUCCAUAUCAUACAUUGGAUAAGUUUAACUCGCAGACCAGAUUAAAUCUUAUAUGGUCCUUUGCCAUAUUUAAAAUAAUGGAAAACAUACAUGCUGAAUAUGUAUUAAAUGAAAAUUUUGUGUCAAAAAUAAAUCUUUUGGAUGAAAGCAAAAAAUUAUCCUAUAAGUUAAAAUUAUUGAAUAUCAAUGGAUAUGUACAAUAUGCACUCGCAGAUUAUUCUGGACCUUUACUUAAUAAUGAAACAAUAUCCAAUGAUGUACCCAAACGUUCCAAACAAAAGAUGGCAUACAUUAAUGCACUUGAAGUUACACUAAAAAACAUGUUGCCAUCUACAUCUUGUUUCAACAUGAAUGUAAAUACCAACAUGGGAUUUCUCUUAGAUGCUGAAAUACGUAUGGAUAACAAAUUUAAUUUUGUUAAUGUAAACAGUGAAAACAGUGGUAAAAAUGAAGAUUUUAUUAAGAUAGGUAUAAUAGUAGUUGAUUAUUAUGACAUGUGCCUAGGAAAUUCAGACUAUCAAGGAAUAAUUAAAUUGUAUAGUCAUUUGCUAAAAUGUAAAAAUUAUAAGGUAUUGAUCAUACCUUACCAACAAUUUGGUUUAGAAGAUAAAAUUGAGAGACGCAUAAGCUAUAUAAAAAGUCGAUUAUGGAAUUUAGUGAAGAAAUAAAUACGAUUUCAUAUAAUGUAAUGUUUGGUAAAUAAAAAAAUUAUACGAUGUAA